UCUGGAAACUGGCUCGAUGAAGUUGACCGCACAACUUUAGUUCCAGUUGUGACUCCAAUAGAAGGUACGCCUAUUGAAAUAAAUCCAUUACGCGAAUCUCUUCAAACGGCAACAUACAUUACAAAAAAUUUCGAUUCUCCCUCAUAUAGAAUGGGCAGGAAAAUACACGAAGCGAUUAUCGCAGAUACUCCCCCUCAAAAUCAAGAAAAUCAGCAAAAAUACAUUCCUCGAAAUUAUCUAGCAUCCAAAUGUCAUCAAAUUUGGCAUGCUGAUAUCCACUAUUGGAGGAAACGAAUAGGCAAAUAUUUGUUUGCGAUAAUAGACGACAGAUCGCGAAAAAUCAUAGAUUUUAAUUUAUUUACCGAAAAAACAGCUCAAAAUACAACUGCAGUUCUUAAAAGAGCAUUAAGUACUCUACCUCAACCACCAUACGCUAUUUGGACCGAUAACGGCCUUGAAAAUAAAAGCUCAUUUCAUCAACUUUUGGUUGAACGUGGAAUUGAGCAUAUUUUCAUUCAACCGGGCAAUCCACAGGCAAAUGGUAAGAUUGAGAGAUGGUGGCCAUACGUGGAAAGAAACUGCAAGUCAGAAUCAGAUCUUCCACGGGUCAUCAGAUUUUACAAUAAUAUGCCCCAUUCUUCUUUGCCUGUGAAUCCUGAAACGAACGUUUACUUUACGCCGAAUGAAUUCGAGGCCAGUGAAAUUGAUGAUCACUGGUAUCGAAAUCCAGAACAAGAACCAUUCUGGAUAGUCGACGGUCAAUUAAAAAACCUUAAGGAAAGCAUUGACGAGUUCAGAAAAUGA
This is a messenger RNA of Trichomonas vaginalis G3, 804 nucleotides long. Its product is annotated as transposase-related family. Gene Ontology annotation, biological process: DNA integration. Gene Ontology annotation, molecular function: nucleic acid binding. The transcript has a single exon. The annotation marks the transcript as partial. Lineage: Eukaryota; Parabasalia; Trichomonadida; Trichomonadidae. The record is from RefSeq and is a predicted model, not a curated record.